Messenger RNA from Fundulus heteroclitus (mummichog), 2813 nucleotides. RefSeq names its product mucin-5AC. The record is from RefSeq and is a predicted model, not a curated record. Bases 321 to 2813 code for a protein of 830 amino acids. NCBI's taxonomy places the organism in Eukaryota, Metazoa, Chordata, Actinopteri, Cyprinodontiformes, Fundulidae. The transcript is spliced from 4 exons.
UUCCCACAACGACUACAGAUGCUCUGACCACUAUUACCACUGCUCCAACCACAACUACGGCUGCUCCAACCACGACCACAGCUGCUCCAACCAGGACUACAGCUGCUCUAACCACAACUACAGCUUUUCGAACCAAAACUACUGCUGCUCCAACCACAAAUGCAGCUACUCUGUCCACAAGUACAGCGUCUCCAACUACUACUACAGCUGCUCCAACCACAACUGCAGCUGCUCUGUCAACAACUACAAAUUCUCCAACCACUACUACAGUCGCUCAAGCAACUACAGCUUAUCUAACAACAACUUCACCUUCUCCAACCAUGACUAUCACUCAUCCAACCACAACUACAGAUGUUCCAGCCACAACUACGGAAGCUCAGAACACAACUACAGCUGCUCCAACCACAACAACUGCUGAUCGAACCACUGCAGCUGCCCCUACCACUGCAGCUGCUCCCACCACUUCAACGGCUCAAAUGUCUACUACAGCUGGUCAAGCAACUACAGCUGUUCAAACAACAACUAUAGCUGCUCCAACCAGUACUACAGCUGCACCAACAACAACUGAAGCUUCUCCAACAACAACUACAGCUGCUCCAACCAGUACUACAGCUGCACCAAUAACAAUUACAGCCUCUCCAACCAUACCUACAACUGUUCCUACCACUACAGCUUCUUCAGAGACUAGUAGAGCUGCUGCAACUACAACUACACCUGCUCAAACCACAAUUAUUACAGGUGUUCCAACCUCGACCACAGCGGUUCUGUCCACAACUACAACUACUCCAAUCACUAGUACAGCUGCCACAACUACAAAUAAAGCUGCCAUGACCAUGACUACAGCUGCUCCAACCACAACUAUGGCUGGUCUAACCACAACUCCAACUUCUACAACCACAUAUGUCCCCACCACAAUUACAGUUGUUACCACCACAACUACAUCUGUUCCCACAACGACUACAGAUGCUCUGACCAUGACUACAGCUGCUCCAACCACAACUACAGCUGUUCCAACCACAACUACAGCUCCGCCAACCACAACUGCAGCUGCUCCCACCACUUCAACGGCUCAGAUGUCUACUACAGCUGCUCAAGCAACUACAGCUGUUCAAACAACAAUUACAGGUGCUCAAACCACAUCUAAAGCUGUUCCAACAACAACUACACCUCUUCCAACCACAACUACAGCUGCUCCAACCAGUACUACAGCUGCACCAAUAACAACUACAGCCUCUCCAACCAUAACUACAACUGCGCCUACCACUACAGCUUCUCCAGAGACUAGUACAGCUGCUGCAACUACAACUACACCUGCUCAAACCACAAUUAUUACAGGUGUUCCAACCUCGACUAAAGCUGUUCUGUCCACAACUACUACUGCUCCAACCACUACCAAUCCUCCGACAAGAACUUCAGCUUCUCCAACCACUAGUACAGCUGUUACAACCACAUAUAAAGCUGCCACGACUAUGGCUGCUCCAACCACAACUAUGGCCGGUCUAACCACAACUCCAGCUUCUCCAACCACAACCACAUCUGUCCCCACCACGACUAGAGCUGUUCCCACAACGACUACAGAUGCUCUGACCACUACUACCACUGCUCCAACCACAACUACGGCUACUCCAACCACGACUACAGCUGCUCUAACCACAACUACAGCUGUUCCAACCAAAACUACUGCUGCUCCAACCACAAAUGCAGCUACUCUGUCCACAAGUACAGUGUCUCCAACUACUACUACAGCUGCUCCAACCACAACUGCAGCUGCUCUGUCAACAACUACAAAUUCUCCAACCACUACUACAGUCGCUCAAGCAACUACAGCUUAUCUAACAACAACUACACCUUCUCCAACCAUGACUAUCACUCAUCCAACCAAAACUACAGCUGUUCCAACCAAAACUACUGCUGCUCUAACCACAAAUGCAGCUACUAUGUCCACAAGUACAGCGCCUCCAACUACUACUACUUCUGCUCAAACCACAACAACAGCUGUUCCAACAACAGCUACAGCUGUUCUAAGCAUGACUACAGCAUUUCCCGCCACUACAGCUACUCAAACGACUUUUACCACUGUUCCAUCCACAACUACCAGUGUGCAGACCACAACAAUAGCUCCUCUGACAAGAACUACAGCUGCUCCAACCACAACUACAGCUUUUCCACCAACAAAUACAGCUGCUCAAGCCACUACCAAUGCUGCUCCGACCACAACUACAGCUGCUACAUUCAUACCUACAGCUGCUCCAACAUCGACCAUGAAUCCACCAACAUUGCUUACUUCAGUUACAUCUCCUUUAGGCACAACUGAAGAGUCAACAGUUAUACGUCGAUUGUCAUUUAGGUCUCAUCUAGAUACCUUUGUCGUUGGUUUAGAAACAAAAUCAUCAGAUGCUUUCAAAUCCCGCUCUGAACGUCUAACAAUUCGUAUUGAACCACUCUACAAAAAAGCCUUUAUGUCAUUUUUGAGGUUGACAGUUGUAUCAUUCAGGAGAGGAUCAAUCAUCAACUCAAUGGACCUCGAAUUUGUAGCAGCAUCUGUUCCUACUGAUGAAGAAAUUGAAGCUGUUUUGAUCAAUGAGGCUUCAAACAUCACAGAAUUCAGCGUUGAAACGACUUCAGUUACAGUGGGAGACAUUGGUAACUGCUCUCACCACAAACACAGCUGCUCCAACCACAACUACUGCUGCUCCCACCACAAACAAAGCUGCACCCACCACGACUACAGCUGCUCCAACCACAACAACUUCUGCUCCCACCACACUUACUGCUGCACCCACAACUACUACAGCUGCUCCAACCACAAAUAA